CUCUCUCUCUCUCUCUCUCUGGGAAAAAAGGAUAGCAGAAGAGAGACCAAGUAAUGCUACCGAGGUCCAACGGCGUUUUUUGGAUGGAAGGAGAAGAAGAGGACGCAGUUUCAUGGACGAGAAACAACAAAGGAGACACGUGUAAAGACGAUGACAUGAAUGCCUCUCUCUCGACCUUCAAAUCGAUGCUCGACAAUGACUGGUAUAUGAACAAUGGUAUGAACCAAUCUCCUCAUGACCUGCAAACCAUCCCUACCCACCCAGAAUUCAAGGACAUAAACAUGCGCUUCUGUUCAAACUCAACGGUUCCCACUGAUAAUCUAUUGCUACAACCAAUGGACUCAUCUUCGUCCUGUUCACCGUCACAGGUGUUCACUCUCGACCCAUCUCAGAUACACUCCUUCUUGCCCCCGAAAUCUUGCUUCUCGUCGCUCUUUAAUGUUCUAUCCAACAACCACUUUGACAAUAGCUUCGAUUUGGGCUAUGAAACCAACAUUUUAGCAAAUCAGAGUUCGAAUUCCCCUGUUUUAAUGGGUUUCAAUGGUCUGAGUUCGCAAACUCAGUUGUGCAGCCCCGAAUUCAGUUCGAGUUCUGAGUUUGCGGCCAACCGUUUGCUGCCGAUACCAGACAACAACGCCUCCAUUGAAAGCGGUUUUACUCCGAUUGGUUUCGAAGGUCUCGAGGGUUCCGUGAAUGCUCUGUUUCCAAACAGGUCUAAGGUUUUGAGGCCACUUGAAGCUUUACCGCCAGUUGGAGCACAGCCCACUCUCUUUCAGAAGAGAGCUGCGUUACGACAAAACUCUGGUGGAGCCAAUACAUUGUGGAAUUUAGGGCUUUCGAGUUCGAGAGGUGAUGAGAUCUGUGGGGAUUGGGGAAAGAGGGAGGCUGUGGGGGAAUCGGAGAGGAAGAGGAAGAGGAACAGUGAGGAUGAUGUUGAUUGUUUGAACUUCGAUGGUUCGGGUCUGAAUUAUGACUCUGAUGAGCCGACUGAGGAUAGGAAGGCUGACGAGAGUCUGAACAAUGGAGGAACUAAUUCGAAUGCAAAUAGCACUAUCACAGUUGGAGAUGACAAAGGAAAGAAGAAGGGGUUACCGGCAAAGAAUUUGAUGGCCGAAAGGCGUCGGAGGAAGAAGCUCAAUGAUAGGCUUUACAUGCUUAGAUCUGUCGUCCCCAAGAUCAGCAAGAUGGAUAGAGCUUCAAUUCUUGGGGAUGCAAUUGAGUACUUGAAGGAGCUUCUACAAAGAAUCAGUGAUCUACACAAUGAACUCGAGGCAACCCCACCAGGCUCUUUGCAGUCGCCUACAAUAAGCUUCCAUCCAUUGACGCCCACUCCCCCUACCCUCCCAUACCGCGUGAAGGAAGAACUAUGCCCAAGCUCAUUGCCAAGCCCCAAUAACCAACCUGCAAGGGUGGAAGUAAGAGUAAGAGAAGGGAGGGCUGUCAACAUCCACAUGUUUUGUGCCCGCAGACCUGGUCUCUUGCUCUCCACUAUGAGAGCCCUGGACAGCCUUGGGCUUGACAUUCAGCAAGCUGUUAUAAGCUGUUUCAAUGGCUUUGCUUUGGAUGUAUUCCGAGCUGAGCAAUGUAGGGAAGGCCAGGAUGUCCUGCCUGAGCAGAUCAAAGCAGUACUUCUGGACUCGGCUGGGUUCCAUAGUGUGAUCUAAUUCACACUCCUACACCACCAUUAAGGGAGGAGAUGAAGUAUCUUGCCGCAUACUUUGUAAAAGGAGCCUUGUCAUUUCUUCCGUAAAUGGUGCUCCCAGCCAGGACAAUUUCAAGUAGGACAGCAAAUGUUCAGGGAGGCAUGUAGUUUAAAUUCUAUAGCGGUUUUUACUUUUCAAUCAUGACUUGAUUGGAAGUUCAUGAAGCAGUGUUGUCAACUACUUUCAGCAUCUCAAUAGAACCUUUUUUUUUUUUAAGAUUGGUAUUUGUUAGGUUUUUUAACAGUGCCUCAAAAGGCGAGAAACAUUGACGUUUUAUCUAGCCCACUCUUUCUCUAGCCUCUCUGUUGAGUAUCCCCAUAAUAUUGCUGGAUGGGUUUGCAAGUUUGCAACCCAACAUGGUGACAUCAGGCCUCUGCUUGGUUGCUUGGCGAUCAGAUCUGCUAUCUAGUGUAUUUCCUGUUCUUCUUGUUUGAAAGAGCAAGUUUGGGAUCCGAGGUGAAGAUGAAUUUAUGAUAUGUGGCGGAAUCAUAUUUUAAUUACUUAAAACAACUUCAUAAAGUUUUAUCCUGUC
This is a messenger RNA of Ilex paraguariensis (yerba mate), 2235 nucleotides long. The record is from the annotation of a GenBank genome assembly. Lineage: Eukaryota; Viridiplantae; Streptophyta; Magnoliopsida; Aquifoliales; Aquifoliaceae.